AUUGAAAUGACUUAGCACACACGCACACAUAAUAGUUCACACAGCUUCACAGCAACUUUACUGUUUGAGCAUCAGUAUUCCUCUUCUUCAGAGGAGAAAACCCAGGGUAGACACAGCAAGUCUAGAAAAUGACCAGAGGUCACUUUGGGACCUGAAUUAGCACAUGAUUCACGUCUAAACAUCAGGCCUGGCCAGUGGUCAGGAAAGUGCUACUGAGGGUGCCUGGAUAGAGUCCAUCCAAGUCCAUGUACUGAAAGUGUCAAAAAAAAUAAAGUAAGGUCCAGAUCAUACAGCUGAGCCAAUACCAUGAGCAAAGGCUCGGGCUGGGCACUUCCACCUGUGAGUCUGACCUUUCCAUCCUUGGAAAUGGAUAGGGGCCUGUCUGGAGAUUUGGGGGCCACAUGGAAUAAAGCCAGAAAGAGUGGGAAGGGGGACUGCUGCCUGCUGGGCUGAGUGUGGGGCAGGCUGGGGCCUCUGAACCCAGCCCGUGGUCCUUGCUGGUGGCCCAGGUCAAGGGGCCUGAGUGGAGAACUCCGUGGGUGCCUGGACUGCCCAGGGUUUGGGCAACACAGACCUCAGGGUCUCCCUGGGCACCUUCCUGAGUGCCUCCUGUUUCCAAGGGUGCAGCCUGGCAGCCCCUGGUGCAGGCCUUCUGCUCACAGUCACUGUGGAAGGGGAGGCUGCUGAGCCUUAAAAAAUGCCGGGUGUGAUGGGCCACCCACCGCCCCCCUCCAAGGACGCGUGAAGAGAGGGCUGUGCCCACGUCAGGAAGGGAAGCUCAGGCAAGGAGGCAUCUAGAAUGAGGCUCAUCUCAGAAGCAGAGUGGCCAGAAGAGAAGCCUGCGUGACUUGGCCUGAGUUCUCAGACCCGCUGCCCAUUGUGACAUCACUGGAGGGGGUGGCUCUGACCGGGAGGCCUUGACAGCAUCAUUUCCCUCAGCCCUGGCCUCCGUCACCUCCAGGCCAACUGCCACGCCCUGGGCCAUGUUCCUGUGGUCCCUUUUGCUGCUCAUGUCCCAGGCCAGGGAUGCACACCUCGAAUGUGGUGAAAGACCCAUGUUUGCAAGAGGAGCUCAGUAUUCCAGAAUCACAGGAGGGAUAGAGGCUGGGGUGGGUGAGUUUCCAUGGCAGGUGAGUAUUCAGGCAAGAAAUGAACAUCUCUGUGGUGGCGCCAUCCUCAACGAGUGGUGGAUUAUCACGGCGGCUCAUUGCUUUUACCCUGAGCUGUUACCGCCCACCGAUCUGAGAGUCGUGCUGGGAACCAAUAGCCUAACCAGCCCGUCCCUGGAGAUAGAGGGAGUCACAACCAUCAUUCGUCACAAGGACUUUCAAAGAGUCAGCAUGGACAAUGACAUCGCUCUGCUGAUGCUGGACAAUCCCAUCACAUUCAACGAGCUGAAAGAACCCAUCUGCCUGCCCAUGCGGCCCGGCCUCUCCCAGUGGCACAAUUGCUGGGUGGCAGGAUGGGGGCAGGUCAAAUCCGGUCUCAACCAGCCUAUGGAAACUGAGCUGCUGAAAGCACCCAUGACCAUAAUGAAUUGGGAUAAGUGUUUUAAGGAAUUUCCCAAACUUACCAAAAACAUGCUGUGUGCUGGAUAUGAGAAUGAGAGCUACGAUUCUUGCCAGGGCGACAGCGGGGGGCCUCUAGCCUGUACCCAAGAAUCUGGCAAGAAGUGGUACCACGUGGGCAUCAUCAGCUGGGGAAGGUCCUGUGGCCUGAAGAACACUCCAGGAAUAUACACCUUGUUAGAAAACUACCACUCCUGGAUUAAGAAGAUGUCAGCCCCUCUUCCUGGCUGCCCGGGUGUUGGUGUCGCCGGCCCGGGCACUCCGCCACCGCCCCUGGCAUCGCCUGCUGUGAGCACAGAUGGAGCCCACGAACUGGACGGCUGGCCUCCCCUCGAGGUCGCCUGGUUUCCUGAGAAACAGAUUCUCUGCAGUUUCUUGCAGGAGGAGCAUUUCCAACUCAAAACUCUUCUGGCCUCCCCUCCCACCUCCCACACCCCUCCCUGCCACACACACACAAAUCACUUGUUUGGAAAGUGUCCCCUCAGUGUCGUGUUCGACCCUUUGCAACCCCAUGGACUGUAGCCCACCAGGCUCCUCUGUCCAUGGGAUUCUCCAGGCAAGAAUACUGGAGUGGGUUGCCAUUUCCUUCUCCAGGGGAUCUUCCCCACCCAGGGAUCGAACCUGUGUCUCCUGCAUUGGCAGGUAGAUUCUUUACCACUGAGCCACCUGGGAAGCCUGAACCUUUUAUUCUUCCUGUUGAAAAGCAUCUUCUCACCCAACCCUUUUGCCUGUGGACGUGAAAGGGCAGAGAGGACCACUCCCACUGCUCAGAUGAGGAAGUUGAGGCUCAGUGAAGAAAAGGUGUUCACUGAGAGUGAAGAGGGCUAAGAGCCAGCAUUAGGGGGAGGCAUGCUGGAGCCCCCAGGGCACCCCAGGAGCCCCUCACUCCACCAUGGCAUGAGUUCUAAUUCCACUGCUCCCUUGCUGCAGAAGUCAGGAAUGCUCAGAGUCCACAGCCUUCUGGCUCCCAGCUGAGCAACUCUGAGCAGGCAGAAAACACACUGUGCAGCUCUGUUUGUUACUAAAGUCUGCCGUGUGCAGAAUAACUCCUAUAUGCCAACCACACUUUGAAAUACUCUUCUAUGUAUUAAGAGGAGAAGGCAAUGGCACCCCACUCCAGUACUCUUGCCUAGAAAAUCCCAUGGAUGGAGAAGCCUGGUAGGUUGCAGUCCAUGGAGUCGCUGAGGGUCAGACACGACUGAGCG
Molecule: messenger RNA, 2773 nt
Organism: Bubalus bubalis (water buffalo)
Lineage: Eukaryota; Metazoa; Chordata; Mammalia; Artiodactyla; Bovidae
Gene: PRSS55
Product: serine protease 55
Exons: 6
Coding region: 984-2090 (368 amino acids)
Biological process (GO): proteolysis
Molecular function (GO): serine-type endopeptidase activity
Source: RefSeq, a predicted model, not a curated record